Molecule: messenger RNA, 1188 nt
Organism: Lodderomyces parapsilosis
Lineage: Eukaryota; Fungi; Ascomycota; Pichiomycetes; Serinales; Debaryomycetaceae
Product: bifunctional diacylglycerol cholinephosphotransferase/ethanolaminephosphotransferase
Exons: 1
Coding region: 1-1188 (395 amino acids)
Biological process (GO): phospholipid biosynthetic process
Cellular component (GO): membrane
Molecular function (GO): phosphotransferase activity, for other substituted phosphate groups
Source: RefSeq, a predicted model, not a curated record
AUGGGAUUAUUUAUUCCAACUAAUAAAUUGCACAACCUAAAGUUGUACAAAUAUCAAUCGGAAGACCACUCAUUGAUUUCGAAAUAUAUCUUGAAAAAAUGGUGGAACUACUUUGUUCAAAUAUUCCCCUUAUCAAUGGCACCUAAUUUAAUCACUUUGCUUGGAUUAUUCUUUGUUUUGGCCAAUUUAAUGGUUGUAUUCUACUAUGACCCUUACCUAAAUUCAACACAACCCAACUGGUGCUACUUUUUUUAUGCAUUUGGAUUGUUUAUGUACCAAACAUUUGAUGGUUGUGAUGGGUGUCAUGCGAGAAGAACUGGGCAGAGUGGGCCCCUUGGUGAAUUGUUUGAUCAUUCAAUUGAUGCCAUAAACACCACAUUGGCAUCAAUUGUAUUUGCCAGUGUAAUGAAGAUGGGGUAUGGUGGGUUAUUAAUGUUGUCGCAAUUUGCAUCGGUGUGUAAUUUUUAUACAUCGACUUGGGAAGAGUAUCACACUCAUAAAUUGUUUUUAUCGAAGUUUUCCGGUCCUGUGGAAGGAAUAUUAAUGAUUUGUGGUGUAUACGUAAUCACUGGUAUUUUGGGACCUGAUAUUUGGGAUGUUGAAUUGUUUACUUUGAAUUUGACAUCUUUAGGAUAUGGCAAUUAUCAGAUAAACAGUUCAAUAAUUUACGUUGUACUUGGAUUGGGGUCGUUAUAUUUCAACAUUAUUUCUGCUAUGCAAAAUGUGGCAAAACAUUAUGAAGCUAAAGAUGGUGAAGAUUCCAAAAAAUCAAAGUCUGAAAUUGAUGAAGCUUAUAAAGGAUUGUAUCCAUUUUUCAUUUAUUACGGAGUUGUAAUUUUAUAUUGUUGGUUUUAUCCACCAGUCAUUUCGGAAUUUGGAUUGCCAUUGAUUUUAUCUAUUGGAUGCACCAUUGCAUUUUCAGUAGGGCGAAUCAUUUUGGCUCAUUUGACUUUACAAGAGUUUCCAUGUGUACAAAUUCCAAUGUUUGUGCCCAUUGGACAAUUGAUCUUGAGUAAAAUCUUGAUUGAUAUAUAUGGAUACAAUGCUGGAAAAGUAUUGGAUGCUGUUAGUUGGUUAGGUUUUGGUGUUACUUUGGGUAUACAUGGAAUCUUUGUUGCUGAAAUCAUUACCGAAAUCACUCAAUAUUUGGACAUUUACGCCUUGUCGAUUAAGCAUAAACGGGCAUGA